AUGCGCCCCUGCUCGACGCUGGCGCUCCUCCUCGCGCUGGCGCUCCUCGCGCUGGCGGGGUUCGCGCGCGCGGACCACCCGACGUACGCGGACCGCGUCAGGGCGAACCGUGGGCCGUAUCCCAUCGACGAGGCGGACGCCAGGGCUCGACACGCGAGGUCCGGGGUUGGGCGAAUCACGGGUCUGGACGCGGCUCCUCUCCUCAGACGCCGGCGCCUGGCGGAGGAUACCGCGACGAUCGACGGCGCGCCCGCGCCGAUCAAGGGGUGCGCGGCGCACACGGACGAGGCGUCGUGCGCGCUCCCGUGCCGGUGGUGCAAGAGCGCGGCGGUGCCCAGCGCGUGCUUCAGCGCGAAAGCCGCGGCGUCGUUGCCGGCUGGUGUUUUCGAAUGCACGUCGCACCCGCGGGGCGCGUCGGACGUCGCCGCCGCGCGGUGA
Messenger RNA from Micromonas commoda, 438 nucleotides. RefSeq lists its product with no specific name. The transcript has a single exon. The coding region runs from base 1 to 438 and encodes 145 amino acids. The record is from RefSeq and is a predicted model, not a curated record. Lineage: Eukaryota; Viridiplantae; Chlorophyta; Mamiellophyceae; Mamiellales; Mamiellaceae.